Messenger RNA from Cucurbita moschata (crookneck pumpkin), 557 nucleotides. RefSeq names its product TIR domain-containing protein-like. The transcript is spliced from 2 exons. Lineage: Eukaryota; Viridiplantae; Streptophyta; Magnoliopsida; Cucurbitales; Cucurbitaceae. The record is from RefSeq and is a predicted model, not a curated record. Bases 9 to 548 code for a protein of 179 amino acids. Gene Ontology annotation, biological process: signal transduction.
UGAACCGCAUGUCCGCCGUCGCCAACAUUACGCCAAGGCAGUUUCUAGCUCAUCUUGGCAACAACCACAUGCCUAUCGUCAAGCCCUGCGACGUCUUCAUAAACCACAGAGGCGUCGACACCAAGAAGACAGUGGCGGCGUUGCUGUACGACAGGCUCGUCCGAAUGAACCUCCGCCCGUUUCUAGACUACAAGAAUUUGAAGCCUGGAGAGAAGCUGUUCGAUGAAAUUCAUGGCGCCAUUAGACACUGCAAAGUUGGUGUGGCUGUGUUCUCGCCUCGCUAUUGUGAGUCUUACUUUUGCCUCCAUGAGUUGGCCAUGAUCAUCGAGUCCAACAAGAAGCUUAUUCCCAUCUUUUGUGAUAUCAAACCGUCUGAGCUUCGUAUUGAGGAUGACAAUGAUUAUGAAAUAGAUGAGCUUAGGCGGUUCAAUUGGGCUCUCCAACAAGCUAAGCAGUUUGAGUGCCUCAAAUUUAAUUCCUUUAAAGAGACAUUACCAGAAGUUGUGACGAAGAUAUCAAAUGUUGUGAUCAGAAAUUUGGCAAACUAAAUGUAGAGC